Portunus trituberculatus (swimming crab) is the source of this 2096-nucleotide messenger RNA. RefSeq names its product chitobiosyldiphosphodolichol beta-mannosyltransferase-like (gene Alg1). The record is from RefSeq and is a predicted model, not a curated record. Gene Ontology annotation, molecular function: mannosyltransferase activity. Gene Ontology annotation, cellular component: endoplasmic reticulum. Lineage: Eukaryota; Metazoa; Arthropoda; Malacostraca; Decapoda; Portunidae.
ACACACACACACACACACACACACACACACACACACACACACACACACACACACACACACACAAUCUCCACUAUAAACAGUGUAAAGUAUGACCUCCCAGUAACAAAACUGGCAGAAUGAGUGACACUGAAGAGCAGCGGGACAAAGUGACAGUGGUGGUGCUGGGAGACCUUGGUCACUCUCCACGGAUGAAUUACCACGCACUCUCUCUGUCCAAAGAGGGAUAUGAGGUGAACCUCAUUGGGUUUGCUGGUUCAAAGCCACAGAUUGAAGUAUUAAAUGAUGAACAUAUUACUCUUACCUAUAUGAGACCUUUUCCAAAUUCUGCACUGCCUAGAUUUUUAGCCUUUGUUUUGAAAGUGUUAUGGCAAGCAAUCAUACUAUUCUUCACACUGGUGACGGCCCCAAGGAGUAAAAGUCUCCUGCUGCAGAACCCACCGGGGGUUCCAGCAAUGCCUGUGUGUUGGUUUUAUUGCCUUGUCAGCAGAACAAAAUUCUUUGUGGACUGGCAUAAUUAUGGGUAUUCUAUUCUAGCUCUUUCACUUAGGAAGAAUCAUCCUUUAGUAUUUAUUUACCGCAUGACUGAAAAAAUAUUUGGAAAACUUGCUAGUGGAGGCCUUUGUGUGACCAAGGCAAUGAAAAUAGAUCUUGCAGAAAACUGGGGCAUCACAAAAGUGACAGUGCUGUACGACCGGCCGUCCGAGAGGUUUCAUCCCAUCACUAAUGACGAGAAACACGAUCUUCUCAUGAAACUAUCGUCAACAUACCCGUGCUUCUCCAGCGACUCUCCAGACAAGACUGUCUUCACUGAGAGGUACGCCGACGGCAGAGUUGCCGAGUGUGAGGACCGGCCAGCACUGGUGGUGUCCUCCACCAGCUGGACAGAAGAUGAAGACUUUUCUAUUCUAUUCUACGCGCUGCAAGACUAUGAGCGUGUGCGGCAGGAGUUCCCCAGCCAUUAUCCUCCACUCAUAGUUGCUGUCACUGGGAAAGGGCCCAUGAAGUCUUACUACAGCUCUCUGAUAGCAGAGCAGCAGUGGGCACACGUGGCUGUCAUAACCCCAUGGAUGACGGCUGAGGACUACCCCAAACUCUUAGCCUCCGCUGACCUGGGUGUCUGUCUUCAUUACUCAUCCUCGGGUCUGGAUCUGCCUAUGAAGGUGGUGGACAUGUUUGGAAGUGGCCUGCCUGUAGCAGCUAUUAACUACCCUGCACUCCCUGAAUUGGUGCAUCACAAUGAAAACGGACUAAUAUUCAAAACCAAACAAGAGCUUGCCAAUCUCCUCCAAGACUGGUGAGGGUUUCCCAAGGAGACCGCAAUAAAGGAGACUUACUAUGACUUCUAUAAGAAUAUAGACAAGUUCAGAGAGUUAAGUUGGCACUCCUGCUGGACCUGUAAUGCCCUGCCACUGUUCAGCCACAAGGAAGCAAUGACUCUGAAGGGCUAAGCAGAAGAAUGGCUCCACAUGAAAUUGAGAUUAAUAUGGAGAGAAAACCUUGAUUAGGUCAUUGUAUUACUAUCGCCACCUUUACUGUAUUGGUUCUUCCAGCAUAAACAUCACAUACAAAGUCAGCAAACCAAUUUUCUAAGCAAUGUAGUAGCUAUGUGAAAUUAUUCAAAGGCAAAUUUUGUGCUAUUAAUUAUUUCACAUAUGAGAGAAAAAAGACAGGUUAGUUAAUAUAUUUUUACACUUUUAUAGUUUAUCUAAAAUCUUGCUAAUGUCAGUCACUUAUUUCAUCAUUGUUUUGCCAUAUUUAUGAUGAAUAACACAUCAAUGAAGAAAAGGCUGAGAAUACAUUCCAGGCUAAACAUUCUGCUAUAUAUAGUCAUGAACCUUAAAAAUAUAACCCUGUAUUUACUUGGAGUCACCCUGGUGAACAUGAAUUAAAGUCGAUAUUCCUAACAGUGUUGUGUAAAGACAUGGCAUGGACAGCUUACCCUCAGUGCCUUCAAUAGUUCAUGCUGCUGAAGAGUAUUUUCCUAUGAAUAUUUGUUGUGCAUGAUGAAGUGUUGCUUGUAUGCUAUUUUUGUAGCAAUGUAGAUAUGUUUGAUAUGUUGCAUGUUCCUGUUAAUAUAUAUAUAUAUAUACAUUAUG